Penaeus indicus is the source of this 4225-nucleotide messenger RNA. RefSeq lists its product as uncharacterized. Lineage: Eukaryota; Metazoa; Arthropoda; Malacostraca; Decapoda; Penaeidae. The transcript has 10 exons. Gene Ontology annotation, biological process: protein K48-linked deubiquitination; protein deubiquitination involved in ubiquitin-dependent protein catabolic process; protein K11-linked deubiquitination. Gene Ontology annotation, molecular function: zinc ion binding; DNA binding; K63-linked polyubiquitin modification-dependent protein binding. Bases 7 to 3810 code for a protein of 1267 amino acids. The record is from RefSeq and is a predicted model, not a curated record. Gene Ontology annotation, cellular component: nucleus; cytoplasm.
UGCGGGAUGGAGGCAGAAAAAGUGACAGAGUUCAUCUCCUAUACACAGGCUGACCCAGUCCUCGCUCGACAAAUUUUGCAGAGCGAGAACUGGGAUGUAAAGGCCGCUGUGCAGCUCUUUUCGGUGCUAAGAGGGGCCAGUCCCUUUCAUCACUCAGGGUCGGUGCGAACAUCUGCUCCCCCCAACUUCAACCCUUCAAUUAAGCCUCCUGUAGCUCCAAAACCAGUCCUAGUUGACCACAAGCCAAAUGUAGAUUUGAGAUAUGCAGGCGAUGUACGAUCAGCAGCACCAAGAUUGGCUCCAUUGCCACCUGCAAGAACAAGGAAAGUUGCUGUCUUGCCGAAGCUCCCACACGAUGGAUCAGCAGCAUUGUCAUCACCUCACCUCCUUCCUCCAGUGGGACAGGACAACCCCUCUAGUGGAAGCAUGCUGAUAGACACUUAUAAUCAGCAGGGGGUGACACCGCUGCCAAGAACUGGUAGCUUGCCACCUCUCCAGAAAGGUCUUGGUGGGUAUAAUCAAUGUGCAAACAUCUCUCAAGGGACAGAUGUUUGUUCAUCCUCAUGUGCAACCUCACUGACACCUUCUCCUGUGCCUAGUAUAAACAAAGGUUCAUCAAAGCCUCAUAGCGGAAGUGCUAAAAAUGCCCUUCUAAUAGAAAAAGUUCGUGGUACUUCUAUUGGCUUUUCUGAGAGCCAGAAGAAUAUAGUACAUGAUGGUGCCACAAGGGCUUCCGUUAUGCCUAACAACACUCCAACUUCUCAAAUAACUGUUAAUAGUAGCUGUAUUAUAAGUGUUAAUAAUCCUAAUAACAAUACCAAUAAAAACAAUAAUAUCUACUUAGAUGACUACACACCACCUUCUGGGAAUAUCUCAGGGAAUGUCCCCAUCUCAAGCCAGACAACGAACAGUGUUUACAAUACCUUAUCAUCAUGUUCAUCGUCCCUUUCCUCAACUAUGCAGGCUGCUUCCAAAGACUCGUUAUCAUACUCAUCAACAGCUGUGCCUUCUGCUACUGGUCCGUCGUGUGUUAUUAUUUCUGCACCCAUUAAUAGUGUGGAAACUAAUACUAAAUCCCAUAAACUGACACAGAAAGCAUUAUCAAGGGAGUACUUGUAUCCUCUUGGGAGCAAGGGCAUUAGCGACCGAGAUACAAACUGUAAAUGUGAUUGCAAAGAAUCUCACUCAGUAGAUAAUAACCUAGGAAAAGGCCUUGUCUCAGAACGAGAAAGUAAGAGGCUACAGAAAAUAGAGAAAAAGCAAGCAUUAGAAGAUGAAGUGGAUAAAGCCUUGCAUCCUGAUAUCGCUCAGCUCGCAACUUCAGCCUUGGGAAUAGGCUCAUCUUUGUCAGCUCCUUGCUCUCCUGCAAAGCCUCUGUUGCGCAAAACUGAGGCAGUUGACUUGGAGGAGUAUGACUAUUAUAAGAAGUUGAGUCGUGGUAUAUCCAAGGCAACAGACAAUGUCAACAUUGUAUCAAAGGCUCGAUCUGAAUUUGCUCAGGAGAUCUGGGAGGCCAUUGACUCAAGCCGAACUCCAUUCUUUAUUGAAACUCCAAUCUUUACUUUCACAUUACCUGAUCUUAGUAUAUAUUCAGAUGAAUUUCGAAUGUUUCUGGAACGUGAUUUGAUAGAGACAUCAACACUAGUGUCAUUAGAGGGUGCUGGACGUCUUAACUGGUGGGCAAUGGUGGGAGCAGCGCAAAGACUCUGGCCUUUAGCGACCACAGGAGAUGGUAACUGUUUGCUGCAUGCAGCAUCACUAGGAAUGUGGGGUUUUCAUGACCGCUUGUUGACACUGCGCAAGGCUUUGCAUGAAUUUUUGACUCGCAGUCAUUUUUGCCGUCCAUUGUGGAGACGCUGGAGAUGGCAAGUCACACAGCAGAAUAGAGAAACUGGUCUGGUAUAUAGCAAAGAGGAAUGGGAAACGGAGUGGGCCAAUGUGCUGCGCCUGGCUUCUAGUGCACCUCGAGGAGGACAGGAAUCGGGACAAGAGGAAGGAAAUGAGAGUGGCCAGAGUAAAGAGAAAGUCCAGACCAAAAGCGACACUAAUUCAGAUAUCUCGGCUGCUAGCAAGAGACUUAGCAAUGGGUUUCUUACUAGUCAGGAUGAUGACUGCACUGGGAGAGUCUAUGAGAGCUUAGAAGAGAUUCAUGUGUUGGCUUUGGCUCAUGUAUUACGCCGUCCCAUUAUUGUUGUGGCUGACUUAACUCUCAAGGAUGUGAGUGGAGAGCCGCUGGCUCCCAUUCCCUUUGGAGGUGUGUACCUGCCACUUGAGUGUCCACCCAGUGAAUGUCAGCGGUCCCCCUUACUCCUCACAUAUGAUGCUGGCCACUUCUCAGCUCUUGUUGUCAUGGAAACUCAACAGGAUUCAAGUGCUGCUCAGCUACCUGCUGUGAUUCCAGUGACAGACUGUUGUCAUGAUCUGCUUCCCAUCCAAUUUGUUAUUGACCCUGGGGAUGAUUUCCUCUGGGGAGAAGAUGAUCUGAAUCCUACAAUCAUUCAGAAACUGACCAUCACUAAUCAUGACAAAAUUGGGCUCCUUAAUGAGUACUUGGAUAUUGCACAGGUGCCCAUUCCACCUGACUACCUUGAAGCUUGCCAGGUGGUUGAUGAUGCAGAUUCACCAGAAAAUUACCAUCCAGAAAUAGAGAAGAAGUCAUCUGAAUCAAGUUUUGAUUCAGAUGAAGGUCCACCUUAUUCUGAUGGAAUGGGUGGGAUUUUUGCAAGUAAGAGCAAGGCUUCAAAGCAACUGCAAACAGUUGCUAAGCAGUUUGGCAGCAUAGGUAAGUCAAUGUCCAAGAAAAUCAAGAAAAACUUUGGAACCUUAUCCAAGCUGGGUAGGGCAGGCUCUUUCAAGAAAAAGGAAGAGUAUGUGAAAACUUGCAGUCUUGCAAAAAACAAUCGCAUGUUGAAAAUAUCUACACAUCAGAAUUUUAUACUAGCAGCAAUGAUCCACACUGAAAAACGACAUGCUUAUCAAGAAGAGAUGGUGCGAAACUAUUUAAACACAGCACGGCGACGAUUUGAGAAGGACACGGAGCUACGUAAGCGUCAGGAAGAAGAGCUUAAACAGUUAGAAUUGGAGCUAGAGCAUCAGGCUGUAAUGGAAGGGCCAGUUCAGUGUAUUAACCCAGGUUGUAAUAUGUAUGGCACUGCAGUGACAUCUUAUAUGUGUUCUUCAUGUUUCUCCAAGCAGCGUGAGCAGGAGCAGGAGUAUAAGCGACAGACAUCCUGUAAUCUCAAUUCCCCAAAGGCUCAGCAUUACAAGGUUGAUGGACCACAGUAUGGUGCUGGCAAGUCCAAGUUUUAUGCUGAGCUUGAUGCAGCAUCUGUCCUAAAUGCAACCAAAAUCCCAGUUGUACAAGCUCUUUCUACCAAGAAGGAUGGUACACUUUUCCUCUCUAAUUCAACUUUCUAUAGUGACACCUCUGCUAUUCCAAGCUGUAAUGUAACAAAGCCGCAAGCAAGUUCUGCCACCAAAGGUCAGGCCAUUAGCACAGAGUCUGAGAUGCAAAAUUCACAAAGCACUGACUCUACCCAAGGUCAUCCUUCUCCAUCAAUGCUGUCAACAACAAUGAUGAAUCAGGUUUCAGAUAGUUUCACACCAGUUGCUGUUGAUGAUGUUGCAGUUUGUAUAAGGGCAGAAAGUAGAGGGGAUAAUUCAUGCCAGCCAUGUUUGAUGCGUGAUUGCAAGUUUUAUGGUAGUUCAUCAACUGGAGGUUACUGUUCCAGGUGUUAUCAGGAACAUCACACAAUGGGAAUAGGUCCCAAAAGUGUUAUAGUCCAGCAGAUAAAGUCUGUUGAACUAUAGUUUAUAGACAUUGUGAUGUUGAUUGAUAGGAAAUAAAAUGCCUGUAAUAUUUUAUUGAGUUCAAGUUUUUGGUGUUUUGACCCUCAUUCAUAGCUUAUGGGCAUUUUCUUUUUCUUUUUUUUUCAUCUAGUCGUAGUGCCAUAGUCAUUGUGAAAGAAAUUGGUAGUAUACUGAAUUUGAUAUGAAAUUUUAAGAAUAAAACCUAGUGCACUUAUCCUAACACUAGUUGGAGAUAGAUGUGCCUUGAAUUUGAAGGGUUUUAAGAAAACAGUUUUUUGGAUAUUUCUGAUGUCAUAAAGAUUGUUUAGGAUAACAGAGUGAAAGAAUGUGUAUCCAUCACAUUAUUUUGACUUGGAAUAUAGGAUGAAGCUGUGUCUAUAUUAGUGUGUAUAAUGAGUAACAGGGGAAGAGCUCA